AUGACUGGAAUACUUGUGGAUACGUUGAAGGACCCAUUCUUUGAUAGAUUGGUAAGCAGUGCAACAUCCGACUUUGCACAUCUAGUCACAAUCGGAGAUCACAUAGAAAAAGGGUUGAGGGAUGGAAAGAUUCCAGGAGCUGUGGGAGCCCCUAGUGCACCAAAAAAGUAUUCUGGAGGAUUCCAAAAGAAAAGAGAAGGUGAUACGAACGCUAUAUCCAGAGGCUAUAAGGGGAAGCAACAUGCUUCAUAUGCCCAAGUCGCCGCCGUGGUACCCAUACCUUAUCAACAACCCAUACAACAACAACAAAUGUAUCAACCACAACAUCAACAGCAGAACACCGCGCCACCAAGAAAAUUCAGGCCAAGGCCUCCAAGAAGGCAACUUGAUCCUAUACCAGUACCUUAUAGCCAAAUAUUCCCAUACUUGCAAAAGGAGGGGCUUUUGACGUUGAGGGAACUGAAACCGGUUGUUUUUCCAUAUCCACCAGGGUAUGAUGCUAAUGUCCAUUGUGAGUUUCACAUGGGAGCACCUGGACAUACCCUGGAGAAUUGUUUUGCAUUUCAAAAUCGGGUACAAGACUUGAUUGAAGCAAAUGUUGUCACCUUCACUCUGAGACGCCCAAACGUGAACACCAAUCCCAUGCCAACACAUGGGGAUGCUUCCGUCAAUGCCAUUGAGGAGAGUGAUCAUGGUGAAUUGAUUCUUAAGGUUGAAGAGAUUCAAACCCCUAUCGCCAAGAUAGGAACACAACUGCUAAUGAGUGGUCUAAUCCCGGAGGAGCUAGUUGAUGAAGAGAACAAUAAAAAGUUGAGGAAUUUUAUACAACAAAUGUUGGAUCAAGGCGAGCUACAGAUAAAUCAUUGUGUCAAGAGCAAGGGAGAAGAAGAGAUAGCUGUGGUGGACAUACCUUAUGAUGAGGUUAAUGUGGAAAUCCUUAUAAGCCCAUUGGUGAUAGAGUUUCUAGCACCGUUCGCAUAUGAAGAUGAGAAGGCGGUCUCGUGGAUAUAUCAGCCCAAAGCUUUUAAGCAAGGGCAAGAAGACCAACCUUUGAUGAUCAACGAACCAAACAUCACCUCGAUUAUGGGGCCAGCUGGAAUAACACGUAGUGGCCGAGUACUCGCACCAAGGAUUGUUGAUGCUUCUGCAAAAGCUAAAGGGAAGGAAGUUGUUGUUCCUAUACAAAUCCCCGUCCCUAAUCAAGAAAUGAAAGAAAUGCAUCUGUCUCCCAAAGCUGCAGUAACUCAUGAAGAGGCCGAGGAAUUUCUGAGGAUAAUCAAGAAGAGUGAUUAUAAAGUGGUGGACCAGUUGAAUCAAACACCUUCAAAAAUCUCCAUGUUAUCUUUGUUGCUUAGCUCAGAAGCAUACAAGAAUUCGUUGUUCAAAGUGUUAAGCGCAAUACAUAUCACGAAAGACAUAACGAUAGAACAGUUUGAUGACGUAAUAGCUUGUGUGACCAUUGGAAUUUUUUUGGGGUUUAACGAUGAUGAACUGCCGGUCGAGGGAAAGAACCAUAACAAAGCCCUACAUGUCUCCUUGAAAUUCAUAUACACUAUACUAUCAAGGGUAUUAGUAGACAUAGGUUCCUCACUAAACGUCAUGCCAAAGACCACUUUGAUAAAGCUGCCAAUGGAAGGGAUGAAUAUGAAGCCCAACACCCUAAUCGUAAAAGCAUUUGAUGGCUCAAGGCAAGCAGUGAUAGGGGAGGUUGACUUACCGAUCAAAAUAGGCCUAACUAUUUUCAAUAUCACAUUGCAGGUUAUGGACAUACAUCCCGGUUAUAGUUGUCUACUUGGGAGACCGUGGAUUCACUCCGCAGGCGCCGUCACCUCCCCUCUGCAUCAAAAGCUAAAAUUCAUUACAAAUGAUAAGAUGAUUGUGAUUGGAGAGGAGGAGGAUAUCUUGGUUAGCCAUUUAACAUCUUUCCGGUAUAUCGAGGUGGAUGGCGAGAUAACCGAGACACCAUUCCAAUCCUUGGAAGUGGUUAAUAUGAUGGCCGUCCAACAGACAUUGGAGACCCCGAAAUCAGGACCAUCCAUGGCCUCGUGGCAAGGAGCUAAGGCUGUGAUGGAGAGUGAAAAUGCUCAAGACUGGGGAAAAGUGGUGGAAGUACGAGAGAAGCAGGGCAAGUUUGGGUUAGGGUAUGACCCGUCAUCAAAUGAAACUGGUAACCAACACGACAAAGAGCAAAUUCCUUCGGUAGAAGAAACAUUCACCAGCGUUGGCCACAUUUUUGGCAACCAAGUGGAAAUGAUCAAUAAUGAAGUUCGCGAAGAGGGGGUGUCUAGCUGGAUACGACAAGCCGCACCUAAUGAAUAA
Molecule: messenger RNA, 2319 nt
Organism: Lathyrus oleraceus (garden pea)
Lineage: Eukaryota; Viridiplantae; Streptophyta; Magnoliopsida; Fabales; Fabaceae
Exons: 1
Coding region: 1-2319 (772 amino acids)
Source: RefSeq, a predicted model, not a curated record